This is a messenger RNA of Schistosoma turkestanicum, 7048 nucleotides long. Lineage: Eukaryota; Metazoa; Platyhelminthes; Trematoda; Strigeidida; Schistosomatidae. The record is from the annotation of a GenBank genome assembly.
UAUACAUUGCGCGGCAUUUCGGCUUUGAUUGUAUUUUCAUUAGCACAUUAUGGUUUCAAGCUCAUACAUAGUCUUUUUUGACACUUUUACUCAUAAUGGACAAAUUCAGGAGAGUGUAGAUUGUGUCAGGUUUAAGAGUGGUAUAGAGUUGGUAAAAAUCUGCAUUUUACCAUUCGGUUCUGUUGUCGAGAGUAAUCUUUCGGAUGAACCACUCCUGGGAGCUACUAAUCCCGCAUCGUUUGAUAUAACGGUGUACAGCAAUAGUCAAACGAAUUGCAUUGUUCUGCAGAAUGUUGCUAAACACUUUUUCAGUGAGAAAAGAGGAAUCAAUACCAUCUACUUUAAAAAGCCAAUUCAGUCGAAUUUUUUGCUUUUUCGCGGAAUGUACUCAACAUUAACGAUCGCACUAUUCGGCUUACCUGCCAUGUCGCUUUCUGUUCAGUCACUGGCCCCAGCCACAAAUCUUUCCAUCCCCCCGCCCACAAUAGGCUUAAAUAUCGGAGCUGUAGAAACAACUACUUCUGGGUUUUACGCCUCAAACAAAAUUCCUGAAAUUCAGACGGAACCAAAGCCUGAUGUUUCGGGUAAUUGGCAGCAGUGUAAUGUUCAAACACCUUCCAAUAGUUUUAUGAAUUCUCAACCCUUGAAUAUAUGUUCACUACAACCUGAAAGUGAGCAAUCCUCUGUUAUUCCUGUCACGGAGACUGAACUGGAGGAUAAAGUAGAUGAUUCUAAGACGUUGAGUGCAGAGACUGCUGGUAUUUACGAAGACGGUGAAAUACAAGAUGUCGAUUAUGAAGAAAUAUCAUCAAAUGAAGAACUGUUUUCAGAAAUCGAAGAUGGUGAAAAUUUAGAGAUUGGUGAUCAACAAUCAGAUAUUGAAGAAGUUAAUGAAAUCGAAUCUCAAAUUUCGUCCUGUCAAUGGCGUUUCAAUCCAUUUGAUUUAGUCAACCAGUAUACUACCGGAUUCUCAUGUGAAUUUCAUCGGAUUGCUGAUCCAACACUAACUUUAUUCCAGCUACACUGUUGGCUGUUAGAACGUACAUCAUCAGGUAAAGAGCAAUUGUUUUCAGAAAAUGAAGAAAUAUUUCACCAAAAUUCCAAUGAAAGUGAAGUUGGCUCGAAUAUAAAUUUACUACCUCCUCCAGAUGAUUGGGCUGAUGCAAGUCAGUCUGCAGAAGUUCUAGUUGCAAUGGCAAAAAAAUAUUGUUCAAGGUCAACUAUAGGCUUUCAUGAAGAAUGGGUUGAUUCGUUGGAUACUAUUGGUACGCAUUUGGCUCAAAGUUUAGCCUUUCUUUACUGCACAGAUCGCAAUCUGUAUCAAAGUGUCAUUGAAACACUUCAAUUAUGGGUUUAUACAGGUCUAAAUAUGAACUUGGCCUUAGGUCAACCGAAUGCAUCAUACAUAGUCAAACAUAUUAUGGCUGGUGUAAAUCUAGCUGGUCUUGUAACUGGUACGAUUAAUUCAGAAAUAGCAAAUGCAUUACUCUAUCCAGUUUCUGCAGAAAGCGGUAGUGAUGUGGAUUUUGCACAGAUAGAAAAUUUACAAGUUCAACAUUUACUCUUAAACCUUUUGGAGUCUCCCUUAAUUACAACACCGUUAAGACUUAUUAUUUGUCGUGCUUUGGAUCAGACUACACGAUUACCUAUUGGGUUAAAUGCUUUUUUGGGGAUAACACAAAUAAAUCUUGAUCAAAAGAAAGAUAUUAAAGAUAACUUAAACAGUUCCGAUUUUGAAUCUCUUAAAGACAAUGCAAAUUCUGAUGAAUUCGACCGUUCUUACACAAUCAAAACUAAUGAUGAAGAUAAUGAACAGUGUAAUAGUCAAAUAAAAUGGGAUGAGUCUAUUAAAAAGCAACAUAUCAUUAACAACAGUGAUGAUAUGCAAAUGAUUGAAAAUCAUUUAACAUCUAAUAAAAUUCAAUCACCUUAUCAACGUUUUAUUUUUAUCGUUAGCUUUAGUAAAAACUCUCGUGUAACUGCAGCAUAUGAAAGACUAUUAAAUAAAGUACAUACUUAUGAACUCUUAUUGGAGUUUCCAAAAUUAAUAGAUCGUUUUCAGAAAAUCACUGAACAACAACUAUCAGGAGACAAUGAUAGUUUACUAGAAAUUUUGGAAUCACAACAAAUGUUAGUCAACCAUUUAAGAAAACUGAAACAUAUUUUUCAAAAUGCUGAACAAAUUAUAGCGAAUCCGAGAUCUUCUCUCCCUUGUCCACUGUUAUUAAAUGGUAAUAAAUGUAUCUGUUACAACCCGUAUGCAGAUUUAUGUGCGAUGCUAGACUCUUGUGAUCUGAUUAGUUCUUUGACUAACUUGAUGAAUCAGCUCACCAAUAUACAUGAAAAUAUCUUGCAAGAAAAUGAAUCAGAUAAUCAGUAUGAAAUGAACCUUUCAUUUUUAUUCAAUCAAAUUCAAGCAUCAAUCCAUGAAUUAUUAUGCACUUUAUGUUGUCAUUCUUCUGGCCUGUUACUUUUAGCUUUUCGUCCAGAAUCAACUAGUCUACUAAUUAAAGCAUGUUUACAAACUUUCUCCAACAUCAUGUUAAAUGAUGCUAUGAGUAGUAGUAAAACACUUGCAUCAAAUUCUUUCAUAUUCGGUUUGGAGCUAAUCUACAAAAUUGAGGCUCUACGAUAUAUAGAUUUACUGAUUGAUUGGACAAGAAAGAAAGGUAUGACAGGUGUUUAUUCCUUUAUUACACAACUUCAAUCAGACAUUAAUAUUACUGCUGAUCUACGAGCCAAUGAAAUCAAUAUUCGCGAUGCUUUAUUCGGAUUAACUAGGUUAACACUGAAUUCUAUUGGACAGUUUUCUAAUUUCAUGGAUAUGGAUUCAAUCAAUGGUGGUUCCAUGGAUGAUAAUCAAUUGUUUAAUGUAGAAAAUAUAAAAGAAUAUGUACUUGCAACUCUUACAACUGCAGCGCCUAUAUGGAUUGCUGAUGUGAUUGCUAUGGAUGAUUAUUUCGCUUCAUUAUUAAUGUUAAUUGAAGCUUUUUCUGAACAAGAUUUAGAUGUAAAAUGUGGAGGAAAUAGUACAGUUAAUAAAUCAGUGACAAAAAAUGACAAAUCGAAAAGUUCAAGCGAUGAUAUAAAUACUAAUAACCAGUCGAAUACAGAACAGUCACCAACAAACGAUCAAAUUGAAGCAACAAAUGUAUUAAGCUCAAAAGCAACAAUUCGCAGUCUGGUCUCUGGACCGAUACAGUUGAAUAGUUUGGUGAAUACAUUGGUUAUCACUUUGUUACGUCAUAGUGAAAAUGUGCUCUACUUAGAUCGUUAUGGACCUCGUCUAGCACAAUUGAUUUCCCCUUCUCAGCAAGUUGAAAGUAUACAAGAUAUUGCACCCAUUGAUGUAUUAGCUCAAAUGACUUCAUUUACACGAACAGUUGGUAGUUAUAUACAUUGGCUUCGUGAUGGACCAUCUCGUUCUCAUGUAACUGGUAUCUUGAAUAUACCACCAGAUUCGCUACUUUCACCGGAAUCUUGUUCAUGGUUAAUUAAACAAUUGCAAACAAUGACUGGUGAAUUUAAUGAUGCAUUAGACUCAAUUUUAGGUCUUGAAGUUGUUGAUGAUCUUCUUGCAGCUCCUAAUACUGUUUCUUCAUCACAAAUUGCUCAUACUAACCGUCGACAACCAACUUCUCAGCUUGCAGCUGGUCGAUUUAUACCACCUGGUAUAUUGUUAAUAUUACGUUUACUGCGUACAAGCUUACUUGGCUUGAAUGAUUCAUCCAUCUUUAAUCGUUUAUCAGAUAGUUCUUAUUCAGAACAACAAAUUAUUCUAUCUCGUACUCAAGUGUUAAUUGAAAUCUUCAGUAUGAAUGGAUUGAAUACUUUCAUUACAUUAAUUCAAAAAUUAUCAGAUUUUUUCAUACUUCAACUUCAAGCUACAUUAUCUCAAGCCAAUUGUACAACUGAUUUAAUGGAUAUAAGUACUUGUAAUUCGAAUAUUAGUAUAAUAUUCUCCAUGUUUGAUUCUUUAACACAAAUUGUUUCCGCUGUUUUGCGCACUGUCAUAGCGGUUCAAGGUGUUAAUUUCCAAGAUACUAGAAUUUUAAAUCCAUUAUUUCAUGCAUAUGCUUGUACAGUUUUUACCUAUUGUUCACCUGGUCCUAAAGCUGCUCAACUUGAAAGGAUUCGUGAUAAUAUAAUAGUUAGUCUGUUGGCUUAUACACAUUCCGAGUUAAACAGAGUAUUAAAUAUUCAAGAAAUUAAUAAAUCAUAUUGGGUUUUGAUGUUGAAAGAAUUAAUCCACUUCACUAUAUCAUCACCGUGUUUUUAUUUAUCGGGUCUAUUGAUAUUCUUAGAUUUAUUACCUUUACCAUUGCCGGUUGUUACUGUUCAAGCAUCAUUCAGUUCGAAUGAUGAAUCUAAAAUAAAUAGUUCUCGAGAUAUUUGGGCUGCACAUCUCCUUGCUGUAUCUUCCGAAUUGACAGGAAUGAUACAGUUAUUAAGUGCAACUAUUUCAUCACCUAACAAUCUACUGUUCUGUAAUCUAUUUAAAUUUGUUGAACGUUUAGCAGAUAUUUGUCGUUUACCAUUUGCCAGUUUAUUGGCUAAUGCAUGUUUAGAUAAUAUCGGUGAUAUUAGAAAUCAAAUUCUGAAUGAUACUGAAAAACAAGAAAAACAAUCAACUGAAAGUACAUUAAAUGAUGGAGAUAAUAUAGAGAAGUUAUGUACAAAAACAGGUGAUAAUUUAUCUUCAUCAUCUUCAACGAAUAAAUAUGAUCAUUUAAUUGGUGAAUUAAAUACACCCAGUACAAAAUUAUUAUUGAAUCCACAACCGAUGGUUGAUCCACGAUUAACAUCACAACAGGAUUUAGGAAUUAAUUCUUGGCAAACUAGUUCUAUGACUGAUUCAUCUGUUGCAGUCAACUCACAAUUGAAUAUUACUACUCCAAUCAAUAAUAAUUAUAACAGUAGUCAUACAAAUUUGACAAAAUUUUCAAUCAAACAAAUUGAAGCAACUGAAUUGAAUGCUACGUUAUCUAUGCUAUUCAUUCUUCUUAAAAUACCAUUUUAUCGAUAUGCCUUAUUAGACGCAUUGCGUCAGCAGUCGGUUAAUCAUCGACCUGAUGAUACUGAAGAAUCGCGUUCCACUCCAGAACCUUCAGCAUCAGCAAAUCUUCGUCGACAGAAUUUUUUAAAUGUUGUCGAAUCAGUUUUAUUAGAUUAUUCUGAUAAAACUUCAUGCAUCUCUGUACAAAUUAAGCUUCUUCAAUGUCUUAGUCUUCUUGUUGAUGUGAACUUAUCAACAAUAGCAACAACAACAAGUAAUGUAAAUUACACUCAUAAAAAUGAUAUCAAACGUUCGGAUGAUGAUGAUGAUAAUGAUGAUGCUGAUGAUGACAAUCCUGUUAAUAACGGUGAAGAUGAAGCACAAUUUUUGGCGGAUAAUUUACCUGAUUUAAAUUUACUCAAAGAAUUAGUUCUCAUACUUAUCAAACAUAUUAAUCAUCCUGACAGAGAUAUGACUACUUUACCGUCUGCAUUAGAUCCUUUAAUUUUGAUCACAGAACAUGAUCCAGGUUUUGUGAUAGUUAAAGAAUCAUUGGAUAGUUCUUAUGCAUUUAAUAAUGGUCAACAUUUAUUUGCUAAUCUAGUUCAACGUGUCAAUGAUAGUUUUAGUGCAGAUAAUCCAGAUUGUCAAGCUACAUUGACUGGUUGUUUAAGAUUGAUUCAAUCAUUAGUAACAGAUCAUAGUACUUUGCCAUUAACUUUUAUGUCGAAAUACAUUAGUUGGAAUGAAUGCGACGAUGAAUUCAACGAUGCAUCAUCCAAUAUUCAAACAGAUAAUAAAUCUAUAAAUCGAACAAGCAAUUUAUGUACUAGACAACUUCAUAUUUCCGGUGAACGUGUUCGUGAAUUAUUAGGUUGGUUUGGAAGUGGUGAUCAAGGCAAGCCUGUACGAGAUCUUCAUGCAUUAUUGGAGAUGUUAGCUGAUGAUGAACCAUCACUUGAAUAUUUAAGAAGUGGCAUGAAAAAUCUCUUAUCUUUAUUAUCUCAUGAAUAUGAUAUACCUGAAUUGAAAGAAUUAACCGCGUCUACUGCUGCUGCUAGAUUGUCGACAACAAAUGACGAUACUUCAUCGGAUGAAUUAAAUUUGUAUAAAUUGAGAUCAAAAUUACCAAACGCUCGUUCAUUGAAUGUAUUAAUACGAGAUCAUCAAAAGAAUGUGGUCAAACUGAAUUUAGAUUGUAAUAAUAUAAAAAAACCACAAGAUCAAUUAUCAACAAAAUGUGUAUUGAAAAACUUUUCAGUUGCAUAUGAUAAAAUUUUCGAAGAUGUCGAUAUGGAAUUACCUUUAAAUGGAUCAAAAUUUAUUGGUCAUCAGAUCCCAGUAUCCACCAUCUCUUAUCAAAAUGAUUUAGUACAUUGUGAUCUGAAUGAUAUUGCAACGAAUGGUUGUAAUAAAAUGCAAAUUCGUGAUGAAUUAGCCAAAUACGGACAUUUACAUGAUGCAAGUGAAGUAGCCAUUAGACAUCAGAAACGUAGACGUGGCCAGACUUCAAUUAUACAAACCGGGACAACUUUCAAAAAAUUCGUUGCACCAAUGCGUGGUCGAGGUUUUGUCUUACGCAACGCAACCUCAUCCAGUUCUGCACCUAAUAAUACUGCUCCUGCUGCUUUAGGAUCUAAUAUUGGACAAAUCAAUUCAAAUGUAGCUGGUAUUCGUGGAGAUCCAUUCCGUUCCAGGCCACUAAAUACAAGUCGUCCUCCCAGUCUACACGUUGAUGAUUUCACCAAAUUAGAAAAAGAAGAAGGCAUUAUUGAAGAAACAACUCAUCCUAGGCAAUAUCGUGAUAAUAGAACAAUGAGAGGUCGUGGAGCAAGAUUCGGUACUGUACGUGGUGCUUUCUCCAAUUACAAUACUGUAAAUCUAUCCAGUGUGCCAAAUGUACCAUUUGGAAUGAAAAUCCCGACUAUUAAUCCAUUGCAUACUACAUCACUUUUACCUAAUUGGCCUAUUGGUACUAGAUCUAUUCCAUUACUACCAUUCGGUUUGGAGCCACGAGCUAAUCAAGAACGUAGAGAACGACAUGGACGGUAG